This is a messenger RNA of Brassica napus (rape), 1580 nucleotides long. Its product is annotated as protein EFFECTOR OF TRANSCRIPTION. Gene Ontology annotation, molecular function: DNA binding. The transcript has 3 exons. The record is from RefSeq and is a predicted model, not a curated record. Lineage: Eukaryota; Viridiplantae; Streptophyta; Magnoliopsida; Brassicales; Brassicaceae. Gene Ontology annotation, biological process: regulation of DNA-templated transcription. Bases 298 to 1476 code for a protein of 392 amino acids.
AGAAACCAAAAUCACCGUUCAUGUUUUUUCAAAAACUAAAAUCUACUGCAAAAUCAAAAACCAAAAACUAAAAACCAAAAACUAAAAACCAAAAUCUAAAAACUAAAAACCAUAAACCAAAAAUCAAAAUCUAAAAAGCAUCCAAACAAUCAUCUGCUCACACUUUCUUCGAGUAUUCUGCAGUGGCCGCGAGAAUUUCAAAAUUUGAAAAAGAAGAAAAAAAAAACUUCUGUAAAAUUCUCCAUUCCAAUCCGUUCAGUUACCGGCGACGCCGCUUCCUUAACCGUCGUGGUCACCAUGUAUAAGAGAGACGAUUACGUUCGAAAUAAACCCGACGGUGUCUUUUCCAAAUGGCAGGGUUUUGCCCGAUCCAUGCUUCUGCCUAAACCCUUUUCAGAAACUGCUGAAUUACGGAGGACUGUAGCUGACUACUCCUUAAUCUCUCGAGAUUUGGCUCCAAAGAUUCUGACAGGAGCCAAGGGUAACAGGGAAGAUUUGAGAGUGGGAAAAGACUUUGUAGGUAGAUACAGAGUUCAAGAAUCUAUCCAGGGUCUUGGUGUAGCUGUCAACAUUCAUGACGCAGAUGACAUUUCUCAUGGUCAAACCGAAAGCAUUAGAACUCGGCUAAGGUCUUACGGUAGACCUGUUCCCUUGCUUAAGAAACUUGGAGACAAUGCGUCUCAAACGAUUACUCAGAAGAAAACUGGCAGCAGAAGCAACGACAAGAAGCAUGGUUUUGAAGAAGAGAGAGAUGUCAGCCGUGUGGAAGCUGAGGAGAAUAAUACUAAUAGUGUUCACGCAUCAUCGGUGCUUAGACUCAGUCGGCCCAGACCUCAACCCGUUUUAGAGAGACAUGAUGAUAUUGUUGAUGGGUCUGAUUCUGCUUCUGUUUGUGGAGUCCUACAAGAAGAUGGUACUACUUGCUUGACAGCUCCAGCCACAGGAAGAAAGAGAUGCACACAACAUAAAGGGCAGAGAAUCACAUGUGCCCCUCCUGUUAAAAAACCACCGUGUGAAGAAGAGACCGAGGAGAUCUGUGGAGUGAUUUUACCUGAGAUGGUACGUUGCAGAAGCAAACCUGUUUCAGGGAGAAAACGAUGCGAGGAUCACAAGGGAAUGCGAGUCAACGCCUUCUUUUUUCUGCUCAACCCAACAGAACGUGAUAAAAUCCUCAAAGAGGAUAAGUCCAAACCCGAGACACGCACAAGCUCAACGAACCAAGAGGAACCAGGUCAGAGUCUUUCAUGUGAAGCUACAACGAAGAAUGGUUUGCCUUGUACAAGAAGCGCUCCUAAGGGAACCAGAAGAUGUUGGCAGCACAAAGAUGAAGCUUUAGACCACAAAUCAUCUGAAAAUGUUAAGUCAACAACAGUAGUCUGCGGCGUAAAGCUGUACACUGGAUCGGUCUGCGAGAAACCUCCAGUAAAAGGACGGAAGAGAUGCCAGGAGCACAAGGGGAUGCGAAUCACAUCUUGAAUAAGCAAGCAUUGUAAGCACCUAGCUAACAGAAGUGUAUGAGUUACACAUAAUAACUAAGUAGGUACCAAGUUAUAAAUAAGAAGCAGCUUCUUUGUUAUUCA